Messenger RNA from Daldinia childiae, 894 nucleotides. RefSeq names its product 26S proteasome non-ATPase regulatory subunit 4 like protein. Gene Ontology annotation, biological process: proteasome-mediated ubiquitin-dependent protein catabolic process. Bases 1 to 894 code for a protein of 297 amino acids. The record is from RefSeq and is a predicted model, not a curated record. Gene Ontology annotation, cellular component: proteasome regulatory particle, base subcomplex; nucleus; cytosol. The transcript has 2 exons. Gene Ontology annotation, molecular function: polyubiquitin modification-dependent protein binding. Lineage: Eukaryota; Fungi; Ascomycota; Sordariomycetes; Xylariales; Hypoxylaceae.
AUGCCGUUGCAAGCUGUUAUGAUAGUCGUUGAUAACAGCGAAAGCAGCCGCAAUGGAGAUUACCAACCCUCUCGAUUCGAUGCCCAGGCCGAUGCGAUAAAUAUCAUGUUCGAGAGCAUCACCCAGUCUAACCCUGAAUCCUCCGUCGGCCUGAUGAGCAUGGGUGGCAAGGGACCUGAGGUUCUGUCCACGUUGACGACAGAACGAGGCAAGCUGCUCGAAGGUCUUCACCGUACGAAGAAGAAGAUCUCGGGCUCGUCCCACCUUGCAACCGGAAUCCAGAUCGCUAGUCUAGCAUUGAAGCACCGACAAAACAAAUCCCAACGCCAGCGCAUCAUCGUCUUUGUGUGCUCGCCCGUAGCCGACGACGAGAAAAAGCUGGUAUCUCUUGCUAAGAAGAUGAAGAAGGGCAACAUCGAUAUCGACUUUGUUCUAUUUGGUGAUCUUGACGAUGAUGACGUACAGAAGAAGCUAGAAGCUUUUAACAAUACGGUUAAAACCAACGAGAACUCGCAUCUUGUCGUUAUCCCUCCUAGCGGCAAGCUUCUAAGCGACCAGCUGAUAACUACCCCCAUCCUGCUCGGAGAAGGAGCUGCUGGUGGUUCAGGUGGCAUGGCCGAGGGUGGUGGCGACUUUGGCGAUUUCGACUUCGACCCCAGCGCCGACCCCGAACUAGCUCUUGCUCUACGCAUGAGUAUGGAAGAGGAGAAUGCGAGACAAGCCAAACAGGCCAAGGAUGAGGCAGAUGCUGCAAACAAGACGAGUCUAGAGGGGAUAGAGGAGGAGGGUGAGAACCAGCCUCUACUAAACGAACACGGUGAGCCUAGCGGAAGCGGAUCUGCCGACAAGAAGAGCUCUAAGAAAGACGACGACGACAAGAUGGACACGUCAUAG